Cetraspora pellucida is the source of this 888-nucleotide messenger RNA. The record is from the annotation of a GenBank genome assembly. NCBI's taxonomy places the organism in Eukaryota, Fungi, Glomeromycota, Glomeromycetes, Diversisporales, Gigasporaceae.
AUGAUACGGAUUUUAGAAAGAUGCCUAAGGUCGUUUGUCUGCUUCUUAUUUUUCAUACUAGUAAUUUACAAUAGUGCACUUCUUUUUCAAGAAUUUUUACAACCUUUAUUUAACCCUGAUAUCAACGCCAAAGAACUAUGUUCAGAUUGUACCAAUACUCUUGGUUUUGAACAUAUUUACGUUAUUAAUCUUGACUUUAGGAUAGAUAGACGUAAAAAAAUGGAAGCCCUAGGAAAUUAUCAUCAUCUGAAUCUCGAUAUUAUCAAAGCCAUUAAUAAACAUGAUACUGUAGCACUUAGCAGACUUAAUAACAGUAAUUUAGAUAACGGUGUUAAGGCAUGUUAUCUAAGUCAUUAUACAAUCUUCGAAUCAAUCGUCAAGAAUGGAUAUGAAAGUGCUUUAAUUCUUGAAGAUGACGUAGAUAUGGAACUUAAUAUUACCAAUAUUAUGACUGAAGUUCAUCAUAAUUUACCUAAUAAUUGGGAUAUGCUGUAUCUUGGUCAUUGUGCUGUGUACGGCAACAGAUACUUCCAAACCAAUUUAACUGUUCACGUACUUCAUACAUCGGGACAUCCACAGUGUUUACAUGGUUAUGUCGUUUCAGCCGAAGGUGCCAAGAAAUUAGUAGAAAAACUUAACAUAGAUAACCCAAACGAUCGCAUCGAUAUGGAUAUACCUGCCCUUAUUAUAAAUGAAGAAAUCAUUAGCUAUUCAAUUUAUCCACCGAUCGUCGUACAGUUUAAAGGUGUGAAUGAUUUCUCGGAUGUUUCUCCUACAAUAGACGGAGUCGGAACCGGAACCUAUCCUUUAAUGAACUCUACCUUACGUUUUCUUGGAUACGAUCCAAAUGUCAAAGAUCCAAAUACCUUAAAUAUUCCACAUCAUUAA